ACGUGCGCGAUCACGCGGUCCUACCCGGAAGCGCGCCCGGGCUCCUGCAGGCGGGGCGCAGUGCGCGCCGCGAUCCGCAUUUGCAGGACCAGGGAUGCCGUGCUGCUCUCCCAUGAACUAGUCCCCAAGUCUCUGCUGCAGCCCUUUCUGAACCUCUGACUGUCUGGAUGCUCCACUGUGCUCCUUGCCAAGAUGAAGUGCGUCUUGGUGGCCACUGAGGGUGCAGAGGUCCUCUUCUACUGGACAGAUGACGAGUUUGAAGAGAGUCUCCGGCUGAAGUUCGGGCAGUCAGAGAAUGAGGAAGAAGAGCUCCCUGCCCUGGAGGACCAGCUCAGCACCCUCCUAGCCCCGGUCAUCAUCUCCUCCAUGACGAUGCUGGAGAAGCUCUCAGACACCUACACCUGCUUCUCCACAGAAAACGGCAACUCCCUGUAUGUCCUUCACCUGUUUGGAGAAUGCCUGUUCAUUGCCAUCAAUGGCGACCACACUGAGAGCGAGGGCGACUUGCGGCGGAAGCUAUACGUGCUCAAGUACCUGUUCGAAGUGCACUUCGGGCUGGUGACUGUGGACGGUCAGCUUAUCCGAAAGGAGCUGCGGCCCCCAGACCUGGGGCAGCGUGUCCAGCUGUGGGAGCACUUCCAGAGCCUGCUGUGGACCUACAGCCGCCUGCGGGAGCAGGAGCAGUGCUUCGCCGUGGAGGCCCUGGAGCGGCUGAUUCACCCCCAGCUCUGUGAGCUGUGCAUAGAGGCACUGGAGCGGCACGUCAUCCAGGCUGUCAACACCAGCCCAGAGCGGGGCGGCGAGGAGGCCCUGCAUGCCUUCCUGCUCGUGCAUUCCAAGCUGCUGGCAUUCUACUCUAGCCACAGUGCCAGCUCCCUGCGCCCGGCCGACCUGCUCGUCCUCAUCCUCCUGGUUCAGGACCUCUACCCCAGCGAGAGCACAGUGGAGGAUGACACUCAGCCUUCCCCACGGAGAGCCCGGAGCAGCCAGAGCAUCCCCGUGCAGCAGGCGUGGAGCCCUCACUCCACAGGCCCAACCAGGGGGAGCUCUGCAGAGACGGAGAGCAGGGACAGGGUUGAGCCAGCUGGGAGAGCCUCUCAACCUGAGCCACCUUCUCCAUUCCAGGAGACAGACAGCUUCUCCCUCCCUGAGGAGUACUUCACACCAGCUCCUUCCCCUGGUGAUCAGAGCUCAGGUAGCACCAUCUGGCUGGAGGGGGGCACCCCACCCAUGGAAGCCCUUCAGAUAGCGGAGGACACCCUCCAAACGCUGGUUCCCCACUGCCCUGCGCCUUCCAGCCCCAGAAGGAUCUUCCUGGAUGCCAACGUGAAGGAAAGCUACUGCCCCCUAGUGCCCCACACCAUGUACUGCCUGCCGCUGUGGCCGGGCAUCAACCUGGUGCUCCUGAGCAGGAGCCCCAGCGCGCCCCUGGCCCUGGUCCUGUCCCAGCUGAUGGAUGGCUUCGCCAUGCUGGAGAAGAAGCUGAAGGAAGGGCCGGAGGCUGGAGUUUCCCUGCGCUCCCAGCCCCUUGUGGGAGACCUGCGCCAGAGGAUGGACAAGUUUGUCAAGAAUCGAGGGGCACAGGAGAUUCAGAGCACCUGGCUGGAGUUUAAGGCCAAGGCUUUCUCCAAAAGUGAGCCCGGAUCCUCCUCCGAGCUGCUCCAGGCAUGUGGGAAGCUGAAGCGGCAGCUCUGCGCCAUCUACCGGCUGAACUUCCUGACCACAGCCCCCAACAGGGGAGGCCCACACCUGCCUCAGCACCUGCAGGACCAAGUGCAGAGGCUCAUGCGGGAGAAGCUGACGGACUGGAAGGACUUCUUGCUGGUGAAGAGCAGGAGGAACAUCACCAUGGUGUCCUACCUAGAAGACUUCCCAGGCUUGGUGCACUUCAUCUACGUGGACCGCACAACCGGGCAGAUGGUGGCACCUUCCCUCAACUGCAGUGAAAAGACCUCGUCCGAGUUAGGCAAGGGGCCGCUGGCUGCCUUUGUCAAAACCAAGGUCUGGUCUCUGAUCCAGCUGGCGCGCAGAUACCUGCAGAAGGGCUACACCACACUGCUGUUCCAGGAGGGCGAUUUCUACUGCUCCUACUUCCUGUGGUUCGAGAAUGACAUGGGGUACAAACUCCAGAUGAUCGAGGUGCCCGUCCUCUCCGAUGACUCGGUGCCUAUUGGCAUGCUGGGAGGAGACUACUACAGGAAGCUCCUGCGCUACUACAGCAAGAACCGCCCGGCCGAGGCUGUCAGGUGCUACGAGCUGCUGGCCCUGCACCUGUCUGUCAUCCCCACUGACCUGCUGGUGCAGCAGGCCGGCCAGCUGGCCCGGCGCCUCUGGGAGGCCUCCCGUAUCCCCCUGCUCUAGGCCAAGGUGGCUGCAGUCUGCCUUUGCACCCCGUCCUCCAGCUGCUCUUGCUUGUCACUGUUCCCCAUGGCAAGAGCCUGCUGUCUGCAGUGGCCGUCCUGAGGAUGGGGCAGAGUGCCCAGGGUGGCCCCAGGGUUUCUAAAACCCCACCUAGACCACCCUCCAUGUGGGGUAUGUGCAAGGCCCCAGAUCCUUCUCUCUGGAGGAAGAGGGAAGCCCAGGGGUCCAGUUUGUCUUCGUAAAACAAAAGUGGCAGCAGCUCCUCUUCCAGAGCUGCCUCUGCCUUAUCCUGGGAGAUGGGGAGGGAGCCCACCCGGCAAGCUCUCUCCUACCCCAGGUAAAAGGUGCUCCUUUGCCUGGGUCUGAAUUCCAGCCCUGCCACUUCCUCUCUGCAUCUCCCGGAAAGUUUCUUCUAUUCCUCACAUUUAAAGCGAUGGCACCUCCCUCCCAGGGUGGUGUGAGGAUUACCCAAUGCGGUAGGUGCUCAAUAAAUGUUGGUCGUUGUUAUCACUGAAGCUCAACACGCUUGUGCUUCUAGACCCUUCUGUCGUGCCAAUAAGCCCUUGCUAAGUCCCAGCCCCUUCACGCUCGGCUGGCGUCUGCCCUGGGGCUGGGGUUCUCAAGCCCCUGGCCCUGGCCCAGAGAUAUGGAUUCGCUUGGCAGCCGUGGAGCCCAGGCUUUGAUGUCUUUCAAAGCUUCCGUGGUGCGCCCUGGAUUGAGAACCACCACCCAAGGGGUACAGCCCCUCUCUUCCAACCGAGAAGUUCCUGUCCCAGAAUGGACCCAAGGACAAGAGAUCCUGAGAGCCCUGGGACUGGGAGCAUCUGCUCCUCUGAGGCCAGGAGGCUGGUGCUGGGCCAGAGAGGGCGGCGUGGCAGAAAUCAGCGUCUACCGCAGCACAGGAACAGAUGGCCCUGUGCUGUGCAUGCGGGAGCCGCGCCUUCUGUGUCUUCAGUCUUGGGCCAAAAUUCACUCAGACUGGUCUCUCCCUUGCAGGGGACAGCUUUGGGGAGGCGUUGGGGGAGCUCGAACCCACACGUUGGUCUAAACCCAGAGAAGGAGGCAGUGAGGAAGUGUCCCCUCAGGUGACUGGAUCUGUGGUCCUCCUUAUCAUCAUCUGAUGGAAUGGCAAUGAAAAGCAUGGAUUGUGGAAAAUACA
Molecule: messenger RNA, 3520 nt
Organism: Cercocebus atys (sooty mangabey)
Lineage: Eukaryota; Metazoa; Chordata; Mammalia; Primates; Cercopithecidae
Gene: HPS1
Product: Hermansky-Pudlak syndrome 1
Exons: 20
Coding region: 193-2361 (722 amino acids)
Biological process (GO): melanosome assembly; vesicle-mediated transport
Cellular component (GO): BLOC-3 complex
Molecular function (GO): guanyl-nucleotide exchange factor activity
Source: RefSeq, a predicted model, not a curated record